Gymnodraco acuticeps is the source of this 9537-nucleotide messenger RNA. It is a transcript of the gene myo9aa, whose product is annotated as myosin IXAa. The record is from RefSeq and is a predicted model, not a curated record. Gene Ontology annotation, biological process: intracellular signal transduction. Gene Ontology annotation, molecular function: protein binding; microfilament motor activity; ATP binding. NCBI's taxonomy places the organism in Eukaryota, Metazoa, Chordata, Actinopteri, Perciformes, Bathydraconidae. Gene Ontology annotation, cellular component: myosin complex. The coding region runs from base 416 to 8491 and encodes 2691 amino acids. The transcript is spliced from 45 exons.
GCGGCCGCACUGAUUAGCAAAGCAAAGUGUAGUUUCCAGAGCCCGUCAGCGAGCUGCGAAGGACUGCGUUUUAAUUACAUUUUACAACAGCGGACACGCACGGAUAAAAUAGCGCAAGUACUCGGAGUGGAGGUACAUUUCGAGGAGUUGUUCGGAGGCGAGCGGCGGGAGAGAGAAGGAUACACAUUAAUUCAGUGGGAAUGCGGGGAAUUAAAUAGAUACUUAGGCAUUUUGUGGCUACAAGUGUGUGUGGCUCUGCAACCCAUCCUGAGAGCAGACGGAAAACUUGAGUCCCACUUACGACUGACUUCAGCGUUCACGUCUGGAGUGGUAAUGUCUUGACUUGGUGGUCUCUCCAGCCCAGUAAAGGACGAGCCUGUGCAGAGUUGCUGCUAAUGGGAACUCCUGCUCCGCCAUGAGUGCUCGUGAUGGCGUCGGGGGCAUGGGCACCCUGGGCCGGCGGCCGCGCUUCGAGAACUCAGAGUUCACCGUGCGCAUCUACCCUGGCUCCCUGGCCGAGGGCACCAUCUACUGCCCGAUCAGCGCCCGCAAGACCACCACAGCAGCUGAGGCCAUCGAACGCGUCAUUGAGCGCCUGCAGCUGGACCGCACCAGGUGUUAUGUUCUGGCUGAAGUGAAGGAAUUUGGCGGGGAAGAAUGGAUUCUCAACCCCAGCGACUGCCCCGUGCAGCGGAUGAUGCUCUGGCCCCGAGUGGCACUAGAGCACCGGCCGCUGUCUGGCGGAGAAGAUUACCGCUUUCUUCUCAGGCAGAAGAACCUGGAUGGCUCGAUUCACUAUGGGGGCAGCCUCCAGAUGUGGCUGCAGGUCACAGAGGAGCGCCGGCGCAUGGUGGAACGUGGCCUGCUGCCACAGCCCGAGGCUCAGGGGGACCACGCAGACCUUUGCUGCCUGCCGGAGCUCAACGAGCGCUCGCUGCUGGACAACCUGCGCUCGCGCUUCCGCCAAGAAAAGAUCUACACGUAUGUCGGAAGCAUUCUCAUCGUCAUUAACCCCUUCAAGUUCCUGCCCAUCUACAACCCCAAGUAUGUAAAGAUGUAUGACAACCACACGCUGGGUGAUUUGGAGCCACAUAUUUACGCGGUGGCGGAUGUGGCGUACCACGCCAUGCUGCAGAAGGAGAGAAACCAGUGCAUUGUUAUAUCUGGGGAGAGUGGAUCUGGGAAGACGCAAAGCACAAACUUUCUCAUCCAUCAUCUGACCGCUCUCAGCCAGAAGGGUUUUGCCAGUGGAGUGGAGCAGAUCAUCCUGGGGGCCGGGCCAGUACUAGAGGCAUUUGGGAACGCAAAGACAGCCCAUAAUAACAACUCGAGUCGCUUUGGCAAGUUCAUUCAGGUGAACUACCAGGAGAGCGGCACUGUGAGAGGAGCAUAUGUGGAGAAAUACCUGCUGGAGAAGUCGAGGCUGGUCUAUCAGGAGCACAAUGAGCGAAACUACCAUGUAUUUUACUACCUGCUGGCAGGAGCAAGUGAAGAAGAGAGGAAAUCCUUUCACCUCAUGAAGCCUGAAGAAUACCAUUACCUCAGUCAGAUGCCAAAGUCAACCCACCAACUGCACUGGGACAGUUACUGUGAUAGUGAACCGGACUGCUUCAAUGUUGAAGGAGAAGACCUGAAGCAUGACUUUGAGAGGCUUCAGCAGGCCAUGGAGAUGGUGGGCUUUCUCCCUUCCACGCGCAAACAGAUCUUCUGCCUGCUGUCCGCCAUCCUUCACCUGGGAAACAUCCGCUACAAGAGGAAAACCUACAGGGAGGACUCGAUAGACAUCUGCAACCCAGAGGUGCUCCCUGUCGUCUCAGAACUACUGGAGGUGAAAGAAGAGAUGCUGUUUGAAGCUCUGACGACACGGAAGACGGUCACUGUCGGAGAGAAGCUGAUUGUUCCCUACAAACUUUCAGAGGCUGGUACGGUGCGAGACUCCAUGGCGAAGUCCCUGUACAGUGCUCUGUUUGACUGGAUCGUCUUCAGGAUCAACCACGCUCUGCUCAAUAUUAAAGACCUGGAGGAGACCACCAAGAUCUUGUCAAUUGGAGUGCUCGAUAUCUUUGGAUUUGAGGAUUAUGAAAACAACAGCUUCGAACAGUUCUGCAUCAACUUUGCUAACGAACGUCUCCAGCACUACUUCAACCAGCACAUCUUCAAGCUUGAACAGGAGGAAUACAGGGCAGAGGGCAUCAGCUGGCACAACAUUGACUACAUCGACAACACAGGCUGCAUCAACCUGAUCAGCAAGAAGCCCACAGCGCUGUUCCACCUCCUGGACGAAGAGUGCAAUUUCCCUCAGGCCACCAACCAGACCCUGUUGGAUAAGUUCAAGCGGCAGCAUGAGGGGAACAGCUACAUCGAGUUCCCUGCUGUCAUGGAGCCCGCCUUCAUUAUCCGACAUUAUGCCGGCAAGGUCAAGUACGGGGUCAAGGAUUUCAGGGAGAAGAACACAGACCACAUGCGUCCAGACAUCGUGGCUUUACUGAAGAGCAGCAAGAACGCCUUCAUCUGCGGGCUGAUGGGCAUCGAACCCUCAGCCACUUUCCGCUGGGCGGUACUCCGAGCCUACUUCAGGGCCCUGGUGGCUUUCAGAGAGGCCGGGAAGAGACACACGCAGAGAAAGCCUGGGCAUGAUGACGCUGCUCCCUGUGCAGUUUUGAAAAGUGUGGAUAGUUUUAGCUUUCUGCAGCACCCUGUGCAUCAGAGAAGCUUAGAGAUCCUGCAGAGAUGCAAAGAGGAGAAGCACAGUGUGACCAGAAAGAGUCCUCGAACCCCAUUAUCAGACCUUCAAGGAAGCAACACCAUCAAUGAGAACUCACCACGGAGUUCUCCGGGCCUUGGCUGGAACGGGCGCGUCGGUCGACUCCGAUGCCUUUCCUCCAGCAGCUCCACCACAGAAGAAGACGGCAUCUUUGUCAACUCUGCCAGUAGCAAACUCCUUGAGAGAGCCCACGACAUCCUCAUGAGGAACAAAAACUACAAAUCCAAGCCAGUUCUUCCCAAGCAUUUACUGAACGUCAGGUCACUGAAGUACCUGAGCAACCUGACGCUUCACGACCGCAUCACCAAGUCGCUGCUGCACCUCCACAAGAAGAAGAAACCACCCAGUAUCAGCGCUCAGUUCCAGGUCUCCCUCAACAAGCUCAUGGAGACUCUGGGUCAGUCUGAGCCUUAUUUUGUCAAGUGCAUCCGUUCCAAUGCUGAGAAGCUGCCCUUGAGGUUUAAUGAUAACCUGGUGCUGAGGCAGCUGCGAUACACAGGUAUGCUGGAGACUGUGCGCAUCCGCCAGUCGGGCUACAACAUCAAGUACAGCUUCAAGGAUUUUGUCCAUCACUUCUGUGUGCUGCUCCCAGAGGGCACCAGUGCCACCAGAGAGGGAAUCCAGCAGAGCCUGGACCAGCAGGACCUAGAACCAGAUGGCUACCAAGUGGGAAAGACAAUGGUGUUUCUGCGGGAGGCUGAGCGUCAGCAGCUGCAAGCCCUGCUCCACACUGAAGUUCUCAGAUGCAUCGUCACGCUGCAGCGGAGAUUCAGAGCCCGGCUGGAGAGGAAGCAGUUUGUCAGAAUGAGAGCAGCAGCGAUCUGCAUCCAGAAAUGGUGGCAUCUGUACCGGCCUAUAGAAGAGGAGGAGGAGGAGGAUUAUGACCCUAGCGUCCAGGAGGGGGCAGCUCUGUGUCUGCAGACGAACUGGCGAGGUUACAGGGAGCGUCAGAGGUUCAGGCUGUGGAGGGAAGCAGCUGUGGUGCUGCAGAGGGCCUGGAGGUUAUGGCUGUCCCGGCGCUGCACCGCCGCCCUGGUGAUCCAGACGGCCUGGCGCUGUCAUCAGGCCAGAGACGCCUAUCUGCGUCUGUACGCAGCUGUGGAGCAGCUACAGGCGCUAAGCAGAGGCUUCCUCGCCAGGCAGAGCUUCAGAAAACUGAGAGAGGAGAGGCUGAGGGAGAAGAAGGAGCAGCAGGAGAAGCUGCUUCAACUACAGAAUGGCCAGGUGAGUCCCUCACAAGAGGAAGAGGAGGACUCCCCAGAGAGGAUCACGGGUUUGGACCUCAGCACGUGGGAGGAUCGCUCCUACGAGCAGCGAGAAAGGAGCCUGCAGGUCCUCAACAGCCAUGAGGGCGCAGUGAAAGAGGAAGAAGAAGGACGAGAACAUUCUGGGACCAGCGGGAGUCCCUCUAAAGUGCAAACUGAAGCACCGGACUCGAUGCAGACCUCGACUGUGGUGGUGCGAGAGAGGUCCAGAACUAUAGACGAGCCCAGCCAGAAAACCACUCGGGCCAAGAGGGAGAGCCGGCGGAUGAGAGAGUUGGAGCAGGCCAAGUUCAGCCUUGAGCUCCUGAAGGUCCGGGCGACCAGCGGGGGGGCCUCGUCUCCCUCGGAGGAGCGACGCUGGUCCCUGGAACUGGUGCCUCCUGCGACCCCGCCUCUUCGCUCCCCGCAAGGCACGCCCGACAGCCAGAGCUCCAAAGGCAGCUUCGAGCUUCUCAGCAUGGAGGACGAGCCACCCAAGGCUGUAGAAGAGAUCACAGACAGCGAGGACCUCUGCUCCCCUGUUCUCCCAGUAGCUCCUGUACCUGAAUUUAAUAUGGAUAUUGUUUCAUCAAGCCGAAUGCCAGUUGAACCCCACAGGACUGAGGUUUCUGAUGCUGUUGUGCAUCCAGGAAGCAAGACCAACAUGGAUCUACCUGCCCCCUCUGCUCCCACACAUCCGCCCAAACUCAAGAACUACCUCCCUACCUUUUACGUCCCUGCUAGUGAGGGCAGCACAGUCGUGUCCCGUCGUCCUGCUGAAGAGCCCAAACCAAAAACAGAGGUUGUCUCCACCACCACUGUUACCAGGCCUUUUAAAGAGAGGCGGGAGUCAUCGCGUCGACCAGUGGUGGUGGUUAUCAGCAUGCAGAAAGAAACCCCGAUAAGCCAAGAGCUGAGUGAUAUUGUCCGUCCCCUUGUGGAGGUUCGAGAUUCUGCAGCCCAGACGGGGGAAAAAUCAGACCCCACCCCUGUCCCUCGAGCUGACCAGGCCAUCAUAGAGAAGCUAGUGCGACUGAACGAGGAGAAGGAGGUGAGGCAGCGGAAUCAGCGGCAGCAGAAUGAGAAGGAGAUGAUGGAGCAGAUCAGGCAGCAGAAAGAAGCUCUGGAGCAGCAGCGUCUUUUCUUCGCUCAGUAUGAGAGAGACAUGUUUGAGAAACAGAGAGGGGAAGCUCUGCAUAAGAUCCAGCAGAGUCGACAGGGCGGAGCAGAUGUUGGUGGAGAUGCGACCUCAGUGAAGCCCAUUAGACCCAGCUCCCUGCUGAUCGAGAAGACAGCAGGGUUAGCUCCUAAUGUCAGAACACGCUCAGUCUCCAGCGCCCCAUCAGUGCCCUCUCACCCGGUUGUAAACCUGCAGAACAUUGCCCCUCGCCCUCAGCUGCCCCCUCCACCUGCCUCUGUUUCCAGAGACAAACGCAGGGAGAACAGGCCUGUUGCUGAAGGGUGGGCACCUAAACUCACCCUGGAGUCUAAAGAUGGAGGAGGAGGAACCAGAGCGAAGACUGCACUCAAGAAGCCUCCAAUCAAUCAAGGCGCUAAAGUUAAUAUGACGGACAAACCGAACAUCUUCUUCUCUCCAAAGGACAAAGUGACCUUUACAAAGUUUGACCGUGAUGCUGUCCCUAAAGUAGCACCUGCAGUGAUUCCCGGAGAAGGACCCUCACCAGUCCCCAAGCCCUCCAAAGGAGCAAAAGUGCGAGAUGUUGGCAGAGCAGGCCAAAAAAAGAAAGUCCGAAUGGCACGGACCCGUUCCGACUUCCUCACCCGCGUCCCCAUCGUCUCAGUUGGAGACGAUUCAGACGAGGAUGACACCCCCCGUCAUCACUCUCUUCCCCUCUCCAAUCCGAGCUCCCCGGAGGCGGGCUUAAGAGAGCCCUGUUUCAGUGACUCAGACAUGCCUGCCAGCUCUGAGGAGCAGAAGAAGAAACACAAAGCCAUGUCGUCAGGAGAUCUGGGCAAAGUGGACUCCCUGCGCAAAAACUCACAAGAUGGAAGGGUUCGUAGGAUGCGCUUCUGGGGCAAGACAAAGUAUGGGGAAAAGAAGACUUCCAGAGAAAAGCUGAUCUGUGGUGGUGACUCUUUGGAUGGAGACUAUGGAGACACUGGGCCAUUGCUGGGAGAGGCAGGUCAGGAGAACAUGUCGCCGCCCUGCAGUCCUGAUAUGAUGUUAGAUCGAGGGUUCAGAGACUUGAAGGAGAACAAGGAGCCGUCUCCCAAGGUGAAGCGGCGGCGCAGCGUUAAGAUCAGCAGCGUGGCUCUGGAAUCGACUCAGUGGCAGAACGACGCUCUGCAGAUCCUCACCUGCACCAACGACUACAGGAGCAUGAACGACUUCCUCAUGAAGAAGAUCAACGACUUGGAUACAGAGGACAGUAAGAAGGACACCAUGGUGGAUGUUGUGUUUAAAAAGGCUUUGAAGGAAUUCCGUUUGAAUAUCUUCAACUCUUACUCCACGGCUCUUGCAAUGGACGAUAAUAAGAGCAUCCGCUACAAAGACCUGUACGCUCUGUUUGAGCAGAUCUUGGAGAAGACCAUGCGACAGGAGCAGAGGGACUGGAGAGAGUCUCCUGUCACAGUGUGGGUCAACACCUUUAAAGUGUUCCUGGAUGAGUUCAUGACUGAGUACAAGCCUCUGGACAGCACAGUCAGCAGGCAGGUACCUAAACCUGAGCGUAAAAAGACGAGGAAGAAGGACACGGAUAUUGUGGAGGAGCAUAACGGACACAUCUUCAAGUCCACCCAGUACAGCAUCCCCACAUACUGUGAAUACUGCUCAUCACUCAUCUGGAUGAUGGACCGUGCCUGUGUGUGCAAAUUGUGCCGGUACGCCUGCCACAGAAAGUGCUGCCAGAAGACGACCAACAAAUGCAGCAAGAAGUUUGAUCCAGAGCUUUCCUCCAGACAGUUCGGAGUGGAGGUGUCUCGUCUGACUAAUGACGAGAGGACGGUGCCCCUGGUAGUGGAGAAGCUUAUCAACUACAUCGAGAUGCAUGGCCUCUACACUGAAGGAAUAUACAGAAAAUCUGGCUCCACCAACAAAAUCAGGGAACUCAAGCAGGGACUCGACACAGAUGUAGACAGCAUGAAUCUGGACGAGUACAACAUCCACGUCAUCGCUAGUGUUUUCAAGCAGUGGCUGAGAGACCUGCCUAAUCCUCUGAUGACAUUUGAGCUGUAUGAUGAGUUCAUACGGACCAUGGUUUUGCAAGAUAAAAAGGAAUUGAUCCGAGGAGUGUAUUCAAUUAUUGACCAGCUAAGCAGAACUCAUCUAAACACUCUGGAACGCCUCAUAUUUCAUCUCGUCAGGGUCUCUUUACAAGAGGACACAAAUCGGAUGUCUGCUAACGCCUUGGCUAUAGUUUUUGCUCCCUGCAUCCUGCGCUGUCCUGACACCAUCGAUCCCAUGCAGAGUGUCCAGGACAUCGGCAAGACGACAGCGUGUGUCGAACUUAUCAUUUGUGAACAGAUGAAUAAGUACAGAGUUCGACUAAAGGACAUCAACAGCCUGGAGUUUGCAGAGAAUAAGGCCAAGUGCAGACUGACCCACAUUCGCCGAUCGAUGAAACCUGUACUAAUAGCUGUUAGAUUUAUGAACAUAAUGCGCACUAUGACAAUUGCAGCUAAAAAGGGAAAAGGCCAUGUACAGCAAAUAAGCUACCACACACCCUCGCCUCCAGUUAGUCCGCGGCUGCCAUCAGUGGUGGACCCUGUGAUAGAGGAGAGUGGCUGUGAAGAGGGAGAGGACUCUUUAACCGAAAUCUCCGAGCAUCAGCAGGCAGCCAUGCAGCAGGAAGAGAGAGUGUUGACAGAGCAAAUCGAAAGCCUGCAGAAAGAGAAAGAGGAGUUGACUUUUGAGAUGCUGUCUCUGGAGCCACGAGCCUCAGAUGAUGAGACCCUGGAGUCGGAGGCUUCUAUCGGUACAGCCGACAGCUCGGAAAACCUCAAUGUGGACUCUGAGGGAACCUUCUCGGAUUUCUCUGAGAAAGGUCCAGUGUUGACUUCCCCCUGGCCUCGGAGGUCUGACAUGACGAGCCCCCGCCGGCGUGCUCUCCGCAGGCAGCCAGAGUCCCUGGACUCUGUUGACUCCAGUGUUUCCUCCUACUCUUCCUCAUCACAUUACCAACCAUCGUCCUCGUCCUCUUCUGCCACCAGCCGGCGCUUUCGUUUCCACUCCAAGUCUCCCUCUGCAGGCUCAGGUCCAGCACAGGCUCAGGCUCUGAAUACAUCUCAAGCCUCUCGAUCCGACUGCUUAGACAUCAGCCCUACAGGAGAUCAGGAAGGACAUAGCGAAAGACCCCAGUUUACCAGCCGAGGCACAUUCAACCCAGAGAGGGGCAAACAGAAACUUAGAGGGGCCAAGCCUUCUUCCCUGAGGCACUCCAGAGGAGGCAGUGGCCAUAGCAGGGACCCUCCAGACAUACCACAGCAGCUUGUGUUGUAUGGCAGUAAUGAAUUCAUGGUAUGAAGGUCACUGCGACACCAAAGCACUCCCUUUCCAACUCCCUGGCAAGCGUUUACAUUCUCAGUGGGAGGUAACGUAAUGGCAACUGAUUUCCAAUCUUCAAAGCACUCUUGCUUCGCUUUUCCUGAAGUCCGCGAUGAAGUGUCCUCAAGUGCAGUGUACAGUGUUUCCAUGUUUGAACUGCCACCCAUGCUCUCGCAGUGCCUUGGCAGCUCUUUACUUGGCGCCAAGAGGAGAUGCACUGAGAAGGACCGAGAAAAGGGAACGUUGAAUAUGCAGGAGACCACUCGGCAUCAGGGAAUGUUACAGAGCUUGGAAAACGGAAGAUAAAUGAGAAGAAAUCCGGCAACAUCAGGCGUCACAGAUGUUACAGUGAACUUAAAGCUCACAAUAAUUAGCUGCUUUAUGAGUUUACAUUUCAUAACAAUCAGUGUAAGCAGCAGUUGCUCUGUUACUACCAAUUCAUUUUCCUUAUUUAAUUAAUUUUAAUGUCACAGACAUUCUUUAUAGCAUAUAAUAUACAGGUAAAAAUACUGUACAAAGCCGGAACACCAGCCUCUGCUGGGUAGUUGAAGUUAAAUAUUUAUCUUUUUAUUUUACAUUUUUUUUUGAGUAUCUUGGAAAGAGAUGUACGGAUUUGGGAAGAGGAUGAUUUGUGUGUGUGUGUGUUUGUGCGGCAGAGCGAGAAAGUAUGAUUGUAUGUAUGUGUGUGAAAGAGAAAAUCACUUCAUGUGUUUUGAGUUUGUGCUGCUUUUUUCCCCCUUACAAGGGAAAUACCGCCAUCAAAGGGACCAAUCAGCUGGUGCGUAUUCCAGCCAAAGGGGAUCCCAGCUCUGUAAAGAAUGUCGGCUGUGUAUAAAAUCCCUGCAUUCACUGCUUAACAGCCAUACAACAAUUGUAAUUGUACAGUACAGUUCAUAUGUACAGUAUAGUGGACAAAUGCCAUUAUAUUCUUGAAACCUAUUGUUUCCCAUCCACUCCCAAACCCAUCCCCACCCCCUGUCUCUAAAGUGUUUGCUCAAUGGCAACCAAGAAAAAACAUAAAAUCA